This is a messenger RNA of Balearica regulorum gibbericeps (East African grey crowned-crane), 2157 nucleotides long. Lineage: Eukaryota; Metazoa; Chordata; Aves; Gruiformes; Gruidae. The record is from RefSeq and is a predicted model, not a curated record.
ACAUGAAGGUCAUCACUUGUGAAAUAGCAUGGCAUAAUAAGGAGCCUGUUUACAGUUUAGACUUCCAGCGUGGACCUGAUGGGAAGAUCAAUCGACUGGCCUCAGCUGGAGUGGACACAGCUGUUCGGAUAUGGAAAGUGGAAAAAGGACCAGAUGGAAAAGCAAUUGUGGAAUUCUUGUCCAACCUCACCCGCCAUACCAAAGCAGUAAAUGUUGUGCGCUUCUCUCCAAGUGGUGAGAUCCUAGCAUCUGGUGGAGAUGAUGCUGUUAUUUUAUUGUGGAAGCUGAAUGAUAGCAAAGAAUCAGAACCAUUAGUUUUUCAGGAUGAAGAUGAAGCUCAGCUCAACAAGGAGAACUGGACAGUUGUUAAAACUUUAAGAGGUCACUUAGAAGAUGUGUAUGAUAUUUGUUGGACCUCAGAUGGAAAUUACAUGGCAUCUGCUUCUGUAGAUAACACAGCUAUAAUGUGGGAUGUCAGUAAAGGACAGAAGGUUUCAAUAUUAAAUGAACAUAAGAGUUACGUCCAAGGAAUAACCUGGGAUCCUCUAGGCCAGUACAUUGCCACUCUGAGUUGUGAUAGGGUCCUGCGGGUAUACAACACACAAACCAAGCGUGUAGCAUUCAAUGUUACCAAGAUGCCAUCCGGAUCAGGAGCUGAAGGAGAGGCUAGGAGCUAUCGGAUGUUUCAUGAUGACAGCAUGAAGUCAUUUUUCCGCAGGCUCAGUUUUACUCCUGAUGGCUCCUAUUUACUCACUCCAGCUGGCUGUGUUGAAUCAGGAGAAAAUGUAACAAACACCACGUAUGUUUUCUCCAGAAACAAUCUUAAAAGGCCCGUGGGUCACCUGCCAUGUCCUGGAAAGGCAACUCUUGCUGUUCGCUGCUGCCCAGUCUACUUUGAGUUGAGACGAGCAUUUAAUAAAGAUGAAAUCAGUCAGAAAUCAGCUCCUGCUCUCUUUAAUAUGCCCUAUCGAUUGGUGUUUGCUGUUGCUUCAGAAGAUUCUGUGCUUUUUUAUGAUACUGAGCAGUCCUUCCCCUUUGGUUACGUGUCUAACAUACAUUAUCACACCCUGAGUGACAUUUCGUGGUCCAGCGAUGGAGCCUUUCUUGCUAUUUCUUCCAUGGAUGGAUACUGUUCGUUUGUUACCUUUGAGAAGGAUGAACUGGGGAUACCACUGAAGGAGAAGCCACAGAUAAGUGUCAGGACUUCAGGUGCAACAGAGAAGAAAGUGAAAAAAAGCCAGUCACACAAAGUCAUUUCCCCAGGCUCUCGGCUGACAGAGGGGACUCCUCCCGGCAGGGUCACUGAUCCCAGCACUCCAACCCUGCAGCCUAGAACACCCACAGCUGCCAGUAAGGACUUGCCUUCCACACCUGUUGGCAUAAAAAAUGUUCCAGUCUCAUCCUCAGAUGAGAGGAAAAUCAGCCAACCAGCCAGCCAGAGCACUAAAGUAAGCCAGCCCAGGAGGAUUACUCUCAACACUUUACAAGCAUGGAGCAAGACGCCAAGGAGAAUAAACUUGAUUCCACGGAAGCCAGAUACGCCAACCUCUGCAUAUACAGAUACGGUUCCUAUAUCUCCUUCCUCAGAACAGGAACAUGAGAGGCCAUUACCAUCUGAUGACAGUCUUCAAAAUCCCCCAGCUUGGAAACGUCCUAGAACUGAGGAAGUGCCUCUUUCCACAUCUGCUGAAGAUCAGACCGGCUGUGAUUCAAACAAAUAAAGGCUGAGCUUUUAGUAGACUCUUCACAGUCUGAAGGCGAUGUAGCCAUAUCUGAGAGUGCAUUUCUUUUUGCAAAUGUUAAAUCCUCAAUUCCUGAUUAAAGUACCGUGUGCAUAUUUGAUGUAGUGCUGUGAAGAAAGAAACUGGCGGUAGAAGACACAGGUUUCAGGAACAUAGCUUUGCAAAAGAGAAAAUAGUUGGGAAGUGACUUCUAAGUGUGUUUCUACUUCUUGAAGACAGCAUUCUUCAAGAAAAGCCAAGCUUAAGGAAAUUGGGGAAAUCUGGGUACUGAAAAGCCAUACAGUAACCUAAGAGUCUCCACUGAAGUCCCUAAGGUGACGUUUAUAAAGUAUUAUGUCUUCCAGUAACCUGUCUGGCAAAAGAGUAGAAUUUCUGUGGACUUAAAUGCAUUCAUAAUGAUUAGAUGUGGUUUAAG